AUGUACACAUACGGUGUAGAAGGGGAUGACGGAUAUUUACAACAAGCACAAUAUCCAUCACCAUACGAAAAUCAAUAUCAACAAGAUGAAGAAUCUCCAAGUCCUAGAGGAGAAAGUCAUACUCCAUUUAUAGGAUAUUUUAGUUCUCAUUUAUUGCGAACAGGAUUUUUUUUACAAUGUGUAUCUUUAAUAUUAAUGUUUAUAUUUUACUGGGCAUUUGGUGGAACUGGUAUUUUUGUAUUUGAUUUAUAUGCAGGACCUGAAUGUGUUAAAGUAUCUAGUGCAUUUCAUUUGACUAUAUCAAUUCUAAUGGCAAUAUAUUUAUUAGGUACAUUAUAUAUAGCAAUGUUUCAAGUUUUCGUAGCAGAUAAUAGUAAAUGGUGUAGAGGAUUUAGAGCAGGAUCAAAACUUUUAUCUGCAGCUGUAACAUUAGAUCUUUUGUCAUCUAUAUUAAGAUUAGUUCAAUAUUUGUAUGCAUAUUUCUAUAUGAAUAUGAGAUGGUGGGCAAGAUAUCAACAAACAAAAUCAGAUUGGACUUUAUUACAUUUUGGAAGUAUAGUACAUAGUUUUGCUUUAUUUAUUUAUGGUGCUGCUUUUUUUUAUAUGGAAGCUUAUCAUGAUGAGGGUACUUAUGAAGAACUUGCUUGGUCAAAUUUAACUUUAUUUAAAUUAGCAGGAUUGGCAGAACUUUUAAUGGUAUUUUCCGGUUUUGGAGCUUUUUUCUCAAUACUAUUAUUAGGUGCAAUAAUAUGUGCAACAAUUUGGGCAUUUUCUUUUGAGCCUCUAUUAGAAAAAUGGUCUCCAGAAUUGCACAGCAGAGAUAUAAAUGCAGACGUAUUACCAGAAAUAAAAAAUGAUGAAGAGCAAUGUGGAUAUAACGAGGAAAACGCUUAUGCACCUUAUAAUGCAAAUCCCGAAAAUAUGGGAUAUGGAGAAGAAAUGAUUCAACAAAAUAUGAAUGAUAAUUAUGUUGAAGGUAAUGCAUAUGAUCAAAAUAUAUACGGUCAAAAUGAUGGAAUACCAACAACCUAUGAUUAUUCACAAAUAGAAGGACAAAUACAACAAAAUGCUGAAAUGGGGGUGUCUGAAAAUAAUUAUGCAAAAAAUGGACAAUAUUGA
Molecule: messenger RNA, 1119 nt
Organism: Plasmodium gallinaceum
Lineage: Eukaryota; Apicomplexa; Aconoidasida; Haemosporida; Plasmodiidae
Gene: GAPM2
Product: glideosome associated protein with multiple membrane spans 2, putative
Exons: 2
Coding region: 1-1119 (372 amino acids)
Source: RefSeq, a predicted model, not a curated record